CACUUUUUGUCACAUAUUUCCUCAUUCGUAUCAGUUUUUUUAUCAACUCUCACGUAAAAAAUGUAAAUAUACCUCAAAGCCUCUUGAAAAAUUAAGUAAUUUCUGCAGUAAUCAUGGAAUUUCUGCACGAAUCAAUUGCGCUUGGUGUUGAUUUGUUAAUAUUAGGGCUAUGUGUUAAAGAAUAUGUCAGCUACAAGAAAAAUGUGAACUGUCUCAAGGCUGCCCCACAACUGGCUAUAGAUAGUGAUCUCAAGAAAUAUGUGGGUGCACAAAAGGAUAAAAAGAUACCGUAUGCUGUGGUGCGCGGCACGGUCACACCAAUUGGUGUGCCAAUGCGCAGCGUUAUGUCGCCAUCCGUAACUGGUGUCUUACAAAUAAUCAAACUCAGUGAACAUCGCGUUACGCGCGGCUUUGCCGGUUUCUGGACCGAACAACGCAAACUCAUACAUGUGUCAUCGAACGAAAUGCCUUUUGAGUUGCGCAACAACGAAAGUGGCGUUGAAAUCAUUGAUGCAUUAAGCGCUGCUGUGCUGGAUUUGGAUGUGGUGUAUGACAACUAUGAGCCAUCCUCGCUUUCGUUUUUCGAUCAUGUUUUCGGCUUUUUCUCCGGUGUCAGACAAAAAGGUCUGCAGACAACAGAGGAAGUGUUGCGUGAUGGUAGUUUCAUUACAGCAAUUGGUGAAUUGGAGUUGGAUGGUAAAACGUUACGUUUGCAACCAUCGCCGGUGGGUCCACUCUUUUUAACGACCGCUACCAAGUCUACAUUGAUUAAAAAAUUCGAAGAGGCUAAAUCAUCCAUGCUUGUUAAAAUCUUUGUCUGCGGCACAAUCUCAGCUAUACUCAUUGGUUACAUAGUACGUAAGCUGUACAACAAAAAGAAGCAAGAACGUGAUGAACGAAAAAUCAAAGAAACUCUAGAGAAGGAGCGACGUGAGAGACGUGCACGUACACGCCCACUCAAUCUUACCACUGAGCAGUUGUGUGUUGUAUGCUCAACGAAUCCCAAAGAGGUCAUAAUAUUGCCAUGUGGACAUGUGUGCAUCUGUGAAGACUGCUCCGAAAAGAUUCGUGUUACUUGCCCCGUAUGCCGUGGCAAAAUUGCGACAAAAGCUGCUGCUUUUAUCGCUUAAUAUAAAAUCAAAACAGUGGUUGCUUAUACUUACAUACUAGUAUGUAAACAUCAUAAAAUCUGCAUUGCAUUCGCUGCAAUAAAGUGUUAAGUAGUUAUAUUAAGUGCGAGCACAACUUUUGGACUUGUUGCAACAAAUGUAACAAAACUUAAUUUAUUUAAUAAUUAAUUAGUUCAUGGCAUAGUAACAAUUUAUAAAAUCUUUGGAAGGUAUUAAGGUACAAACAAAUGUGUGUAGUAGCAAUAUGCCGUUAUGUAGGUACAAUUUCAAACAAAAAACGGUACAAUAAAUGCAUAAAGACAAAAUUAAA
Messenger RNA from Bactrocera neohumeralis, 1440 nucleotides. RefSeq names its product mitochondrial E3 ubiquitin protein ligase 1 (gene Mul1). The record is from RefSeq and is a predicted model, not a curated record. The transcript is spliced from 5 exons. Gene Ontology annotation, biological process: protein ubiquitination; organelle organization. NCBI's taxonomy places the organism in Eukaryota, Metazoa, Arthropoda, Insecta, Diptera, Tephritidae. Gene Ontology annotation, molecular function: ubiquitin-protein transferase activity. The coding region runs from base 114 to 1130 and encodes 338 amino acids.